Panicum hallii is the source of this 1573-nucleotide messenger RNA. Its product is annotated as rhomboid-like protein 14, mitochondrial. The transcript is spliced from 2 exons. Gene Ontology annotation, cellular component: membrane. NCBI's taxonomy places the organism in Eukaryota, Viridiplantae, Streptophyta, Magnoliopsida, Poales, Poaceae. The coding region runs from base 259 to 1293 and encodes 344 amino acids. The record is from RefSeq and is a predicted model, not a curated record. Gene Ontology annotation, molecular function: serine-type endopeptidase activity.
AAGCGAACUGGUGGCGGAGCGGCGGGUCUAGAGUCUAGACCGCUAGAGUCCUCCGGAAGGUUCGGCCGCCUCGCCGCCAUCAGCCCCUUCCCUUGCGCCCGAAGAAAGAAGCAAACCAAAAUCCCCAAACUAAUCCAGAAAUAAAAGGGGUCCGGUGCCGCGCGGCGACAGAAAGGCGGAGGAAUUUCAAGCAUAGAGUUUGCGUGUGACGGCGAGCUGCGCCUUUGGUUCUGUGGCGGGCGGCCGGCGGUCUCGGAGAUGGGGGCCGGCAUGAGCAGAGGCCGGCGGCGCGGCUUCGGCCUCGAGGCGUCGAGGGGGAUGCUGCCCCUGCUGGCGCUCCAGGUGCUGAUGGAGUACGGCCGCGCGGGCGCCUCACGGCCGCCCGUGACCGCGGCGCUGCUCGCCGCCAACACGCUGAUCUACCUCCGGCCCGGCGCGCUCCACGAGAUCCUGCCCUCGCUUGCUCGAGUCUCCUUCAAUCCGCAACUCAUCAUCGAGUAUGGCGAUUGGGUGCGCUUCUUCCUGUCACCUUUCUACCACUUGAGUGAAAGUCACCUCUUCUACAACAUGACGUCGCUCUUGUGGAAGGGCAUACAGCUUGAAACAUCAAUGGGUAGUGCUGAGUUCGCUUCCAUGGUUGCUGCAUUGCUUGCCAUGUCUCAGGGUAUGACGCUGCUCAUGUCAAAGGGCUUAAUCUUCCUUGGUGAUUAUACUGCAUAUUAUGAUCAAUAUGCUGUUGGAUUCUCUGGUGUGCUGUUCGCCAUGAAGGUCGUGCUGAACGCCUGGUCGGACGAUUUUGUGUAUCUCCACGGAAUGGUUAUUCCAGCGAAAUAUGCUGCCUGGGCUGAGUUAAUCCUCAUCCAGGUUUUCAUUCCUGGGACAUCCUUUCUUGGCCAUCUUGGUGGGAUACUUGCUGGACUGGUUUACCUUUGGCUGAAGCGCUCAUUCAACGGGCCAGAUCCGUUUACACUUCUGGUGACAAGCAUUACCAAGGUCGUGACCUGGCCACUGAAAUUUGCUCAGAAACUUCUGCGAUCUGCCAGUUCACAAGGUCGCAUGACAGGUAGGGGCAGGGUUGGGCGCCGUGCAUCAGCAAGAGAGACCCCUCGAGGGUUAUGGAGUUGCUCAACCUGCACCUAUGACAACUCAAUUGCCACAGACAUCUGUGAGAUGUGCAGCACUGCCCGAGAGGAUCAUUCUUUUUCACAGAGACAGAAUCAUCAAGCUGGGGGUAGUGGUGAGCUCUCGGUUGAUGAGAUACGCCGUAGGAGGCUGCAAAGGUUUGACAGAUGAUUCAAGUCACUGCUACCAGUACUAGGAUUGCGUACUGGCAAUUCUGAUGCUAGAAAGUGUCGUCACAUUUGUUUCUUCCCAUGAUGAGGAGCAGUUUACAUAAUUGAUUUUUUCCUCACCAUUUGAAGGAGGCUGGCUCCAUUCUAUAGGUUCUACAAAGCCUUGAUAGUAUGUAGUUAUUGCCUACUUUUGUAUAAAUUACCUCAGGCGUUGUUGAAAUUAAAGUACUUGAGCAUAUAUUGUCACCUUCUGUUCAUUCAUGGUAGUCAUUUUUUUUAUA